GCGCGGACGUGCGCGUCCCCGCGGAGUCUUUUGUGUGGCGGCGUAAGGGCAGCGCAAAUACAAUAACCAUGGCAGACGAGAAACCCAAGGAGGGAGUGAAAACCGAGAACAAUGACCACAUUAACCUGAAGGUGGCGGGACAGGACGGCUCAGUGGUGCAGUUUAAGAUUAAGAGGCACACGCCGCUCAGCAAACUCAUGAAGGCUUACUGCGAGAGACAGGGACUGACGAUGAGGCAAAUCCGAUUCCGGUUCGAUGGCCAGCCCAUUAAUGAGACAGACACACCUGCACAGUUGGAAAUGGAGGACGAAGACACAAUUGACGUUUUCCAGCAACAGACAGGAGGCUUCGUCUAAACGCAGAAACUUCACUGCCUCCCCCCGUCUCUCUCUGUCUCUCUCUCUCUCUCUCUCUCUCUCACUCCCGUCUUUUCCCCUCACAGUUACUCCCGACUGCUGUUGUAUAGCGUGUUGAUGCUCUUCCACCUUUGCAGUUCCUGCUUUUUGUAUAUAAGUGAUUUCUCACACACAUUGAAGUGGCAGCGUGAGCGCCUUGAGAUCAGAAGCCUUUUUCCUUUGGUAAGAAGUGACCACAGAAGGUCUCAAAAAGCAGCCCGUGGUCCAGAUCUUUCUGCUGAACCGUCAUUUGAGUAGAGCGGUUUUUACUUUUAAAAACAUUUUGACACCAAACUUAAGCUCAGACCGUUUUUUUUUUGUCUCGUGUCCUCAAAAGACAUGAAAACAAAAAUCAUUUUGUAUGAAGAGAGCACCUGGUGAAGAUGGGUGCUCUGUAGUACAAGACAAGUCUGUUAUUUUUAUUACUUUUGCUGCUUUUAUUUCAGACAAAUUGGGUUUUUUUUAUUGUUAUUAAUUGGCAGAAGGUGUGUAAAGUGAAACAAGCCCCAGAUUCAGUAGGUGAAUUGUGAAUAAUAAUAAUAAUAUUAUUAAUAAGUUCUGAAAUUACUGUCGAGUUAAGCAUCUGUAUUGUCUAAUAAGUCAUUUGUUAAAAUAAAUAAAAACUCUUUUUACCUCA
Messenger RNA from Ictalurus furcatus (blue catfish), 1032 nucleotides. It is a transcript of the gene sumo2b, whose product is annotated as small ubiquitin like modifier 2b. Gene Ontology annotation, biological process: protein sumoylation. Gene Ontology annotation, cellular component: nucleus. The transcript has 4 exons. The record is from RefSeq and is a predicted model, not a curated record. Lineage: Eukaryota; Metazoa; Chordata; Actinopteri; Siluriformes; Ictaluridae. Gene Ontology annotation, molecular function: ubiquitin-like protein ligase binding; protein tag activity. The coding region runs from base 69 to 356 and encodes 95 amino acids.